Molecule: messenger RNA, 3095 nt
Organism: Astyanax mexicanus (Mexican tetra)
Lineage: Eukaryota; Metazoa; Chordata; Actinopteri; Characiformes; Acestrorhamphidae
Gene: anos1b
Product: anosmin 1b
Exons: 14
Coding region: 95-2059 (654 amino acids)
Biological process (GO): neuron differentiation
Cellular component (GO): cell surface; extracellular region
Molecular function (GO): peptidase inhibitor activity; protein binding
Source: RefSeq, a predicted model, not a curated record
GGGGGAAUCGCGCGCCAGGUGGGUCGCGGUUCCGAGUCUAUCCGAGACCUGAAGCAGUAAGUUACACUGAGCCGCUCGCUCUGAGAACAGGAACAUGCUGCGGUCCCGGUUCGGCUCGCGGUUCGGCUCGCGGUUGGUCUGCGCGCUGCUGUGGUGUGUGCUGGAUCUGUCCGCGUGCCGGAGGUUCGGGUCUGAGGACGGGGAGACAGUGGGGAGGAUUAACAGCGCGAGGUGCUUCUCCCGCUGCCUGACCCUCCAUAUAACCCAGCUUACCUCCACCUUCCAGCACCUGCAGAGUGAUGAGGUUCUGGGUUGGUGUGAAAAUCACAGGAGGUGUUCUCAGUGCCUUCAACCAUGCAAGGAAUUAUGGGAAACAAGAAAAGCCCUGUCUCACAAGCUCUGCGAGAAGCAUCACGAGUGUGUGACGAGUGCAGAGUUCCUGCUGUCGCUGCAGAGUCAGAAGCAGGGGGACUGUCCUGCUCCUCAGAGGGCUACAGGAUUCGCGGCGGCGUGUGUGGAGAGCUGCAGCUCAGACCGGGAAUGUUCUGCCUCCAAAAAAUGCUGCUCUAACGGCUGUGGCCAUACCUGCCAACCCCCAGCCAACCUGUUCAAAGGUGUCCCUCUGAAGCCAAGGAAAGACAUGACCUUUAUAGAGGACCAGUACGGGCAGCUGGAAGUGGCAUGGAUGUCCAAAUUCAAUGUGUCCAUUGAGCCAGUUCUGUAUAUUCUGCAGCGGAGGUGGAACGACGGGAUUCAUCCCAGUGAAGACGAUGCUUCCACCUGGUACACUGUUCUGAUGACCAUGGAGGAACGGGCCGUGCUGAAGGACAUCCGGCCUCAGCGGUGGUACCAGUUUCGAGUCAGCGCGGUCAACAGCCAGGGCACACGAGGCUUCACCACUCCCAGCAAGCACUUCUUCUCUACAAGAGAUCCGUUACCCCCCGAGACCCCGCAGAAGGCCCGGGUGGAGAAUGAGACCGUGCACGCUGAUGGCAGCGUGAGCAUGCUGCUCCGCUGGGACCCCCCCGCUGAGGGUGACCUGGUAGUUGACCGUUACAAGGUGACCUGGAGCGCCCGCGGCGGGCUAGCCGGCGGCCCGAACGGAAAGGAGAGCGGCCGGGUCACAGACGGGACUCUGACCGAGAUGCAGCUGGGUGGACUCCAGCCGGACACGCGCUACACAGUGCAGAUCCAGGCCGUCUCUUUCUCUGGGCAGAAGCGAUUAAAGAGUGGCCGGGCUCAGCUCUCCUUCACCACCGCUGCUGCUGCUUCCACUGGUUCCUCUCCUCCCUCUCGAGAAUUCUCCAACGAGCUGCCCAUCUCCCGCUCCUCUCCCAGCGUCCUGCGCCUGGAGGCCGCCGCCCCCCACUACCACGACAAUCAGCUGCAGGUCAAGGUGUUCUGGAAGAGUCGAGUCUCAGAAAGUCAGAAAGCAUCUUCUUCGUAUUUGUUAAGUUGGUAUCCAGAAGUUUGUGGCGGUAACGUGACCAAAAGAGAGAAAAUGGCUACUGUACAGGGCACACAUUUCAUCAUCACAGGCCUCCUUUUUGCCUGUAAGUACAAGGUGGCGGUGAUGCCCCUUUCAGAGCAUGGGCAUCGGGCAGGAGCCGUGACCUCCGUCACCACCCCGCAUUGCUCAACACUGAAAGGCCGGGGAAAGAAACUCGUAUCCUGUGCCCGGGAGGAGCGCCACCUGCAGGUGAAGAAAGCCCUGCAGCGCCCGGAGAAGCUGAGCGCAGUGUUUCAGACAGUGAACGGCUCGGUGGAGGGUCUGUUCAGCUGGCAGGUGUCUGAAGCUUCCCCAGGUCAGACUCCCAUCACAGGGUUCCAGUUCUCCUGGAUUAAAGUCUCCAGCAGUAGCAGUGCUGUGGAUCAAUCUCCAGACACACUCAUCUCUCAGUCGCUGAAUCUAGCUCCUGGUCAGCUCUCUCUCAGGGUGGAGCGGCUGCAGCCAGAGAGCGUUUAUAAGGUGCAGGUUCAGGUUCUGUCUGAAACAGGAAGUGGGCCUUCAGUAGCCAGGAUGCUGCACACUCCACAGCUUAAUGCCACACUGCUAUGAGACUCCUGUACAGAUUUGCAUCAUCAUCAUCAUUGUAAAGCUUCUCCCUGUGGUGCAUCUCUCUCCGGUCUUCUCCAGUAUAAGCAGCUCCUGCACUGGUGCUUUAGUGCCACGGUUUUGUUGCAUGAAGAGAACAUCAAAGGUUUAAAUAUGUGAACCAACAACCUUGUUCAUGAACUGUUCAGAGAAGUUUAAAAUGUAUAAUUUAAUCCUGAUUUAUCAUGUAAAAAUGUGUAGCACUGAUGUGUGUAGUAUGUAGUGAUACAGUAGCUCUGUGCUGUUUAUUUUUGUUAUCCUGUUAGAACAUAUAUUGCUUUUACAUAUAUUUAAUAUGAACGCCUGUCUACGAAUAAUGUUAUAAAUUAUUAUAUUAUAUUACAGCUUAACAUUUUUUACAGGUCAUGUUCAGUCUACUUUAUUAUAACAUAUUUAUUUUAAUGCACACAAGUGUGAGGUAUCCAUGAUUACAAUUUCACUGUUAAAAUAUUUAGAGGAUAAUUAGCUAAUUAUACUCUAUACUAUCAUUGUUGUAGAAAAUAAGUACAUUUUUGCAAAUAAGUAAAUAAGCACUGGCUGAUGUUAAAAACAACAUAUUGCCAGGGCUGCAUAUAUGACAUCAUGUUUAAAUUGAAUACAUACACAAGUAUUUAUAACAAGUAAAAAAAAUGUGGUGCUGUGUUUGAAAAAAAAAAAAACAUUAAAAAUUAAAAUAUAGGAUGAUUUAUCAAUGUUUAAAGUGCCAGAUAUAUAAAACCAUUGUACGUGUUAUGUUACACAUUUUUAUUACACUGUGGCAGUUUUACUUUUGUACAAAAAUGUUGUAUGUAAAAUGUAAAUAUUGCAUUUGAUGUUGUGUUUAGUGUCAUAAUGUUACAAAUAAAUGUUAACAUAUAAGUUCAUAUUCUGACUGGUGAUACUGAUUGGAUUAUGUAAGCAGAACAUGUAGCCCCUGGGAAAUAUUGUGGGAUGUGUGUGUGUGCGCGUGUGCUGACCAACAUUACAUUAUGAGAGAGGUGCUGAUGGCAAGCAGUAUGAU